This is a messenger RNA of Olea europaea var. sylvestris, 1009 nucleotides long. RefSeq names its product chlorophyll a-b binding protein 21, chloroplastic-like. Gene Ontology annotation, cellular component: plastoglobule; chloroplast envelope; chloroplast thylakoid membrane. Gene Ontology annotation, biological process: photosynthesis, light harvesting in photosystem I; response to light stimulus. The transcript has a single exon. Lineage: Eukaryota; Viridiplantae; Streptophyta; Magnoliopsida; Lamiales; Oleaceae. The record is from RefSeq and is a predicted model, not a curated record. The coding region runs from base 72 to 869 and encodes 265 amino acids.
GCACUGGCCAUGUAACUCAAGCCACAAACAACUUGCAACUCUUUCCCAAACAAAGACAAGUAUUAAGUAAAAUGGCAGCCUCCACUAUGGCUCUUUCUUCUCCAUCUUUCGCCGGAAAGGCGGUGAAGCUCUCACCAUCUGCCUCCGAGAUCACUGGCAACGGGAGAGUCUCAAUGAGGAAGUCUGUGAGCAAGUCGGUAUCUUCAGGCAGCCCGUGGUAUGGCCCUGAUCGCGUUAAGUAUUUGGGACCAUUCUCCGGUGAGCCCCCAAGCUACCUCACUGGCGAGUUCCCUGGUGAUUAUGGUUGGGACACUGCUGGACUCUCAGCUGAUCCGGAGACGUUUGCCAAGAACCGUGAGCUUGAAGUGAUCCACUGCAGAUGGGCCAUGCUUGGAGCUCUUGGAUGUGUUUUCCCUGAGCUCUUGGCUCGCAACGGUGUCAAGUUCGGUGAGGCCGUGUGGUUCAAGGCCGGAGCACAAAUCUUUAGUGAGGGUGGACUGGAUUACUUGGGCAACCCGAACUUGAUCCACGCCCAGAGCAUUUUGGCCAUCUGGGCUUGCCAAGUCAUCUUGAUGGGAGCUGUUGAGGGCUACCGUGUUGCCGGUGGACCACUAGGUGACGUAGUCGACCCACUUUACCCUGGUGGAAGCUUCGACCCCUUGGGUCUUGCCGAUGAUCCCGAGGCUUUUGCGGAGCUCAAGGUGAAGGAGAUCAAGAACGGCAGACUUGCCAUGUUCUCCAUGUUCGGAUUCUUCGUCCAGGCAAUUGUAACCGGAAAGGGUCCCUUGGAAAACCUUGCUGACCACCUUGCAGACCCUGUUAACAACAAUGCUUGGGCGUAUGCCAUGAACUUUGUCCCUGGAAAGUAAGCAUUGAAGGAUUUGUCAAUUGCGAGCCCAAAUUGAAAUUUGACUUGUUUUUUAAUUAUAAGUUUGAUUGAACAACCAAUGGUGUUUGUGGUGUAAUUAAUUUCAUCUAUUGAAAAACCAGUGAACUUUUCACAUCAUCA